Eucalyptus grandis is the source of this 552-nucleotide messenger RNA. RefSeq lists its product as uncharacterized. The record is from RefSeq and is a predicted model, not a curated record. NCBI's taxonomy places the organism in Eukaryota, Viridiplantae, Streptophyta, Magnoliopsida, Myrtales, Myrtaceae. The transcript is spliced from 2 exons. The coding region runs from base 1 to 552 and encodes 183 amino acids.
AUGGAAAAUCAGUAUGACGAAGAGAAAAGAUUGGCUGCCCUCUGCAGAAGUCUGGGCGAUUUAUGGACUGAGGAAGAUGUGGUGGAUAUCCCAGUUGGCCUCCCCUAUGGGAGAGUUACAUAUGAGGCAGUUAUGGGCAUUGCAUCAAAAAUCGGAGAGGUUGUGGAAGUGCAAUUAGAAGCGAAAGGGAACAACAAUCACAAGGUGGGCAGGGCCAGAAUUAAGCUGAAUUUGGAAAUUCCUUUGAAAACUGGAGUUCUUGUAAAUCUUGACAAUAAAAGUUUGUGGGUAGAAUUUAAGUAUGAAAGGCUCCCGCAUUAUUGCUAUUCAUGUGGGAGAAUUGACCAUUAUGCGACAUUUUGCCAAGAAAUACCAUAUGAAGAAACAGGGCUAGCAAAGAACUUACCAGGCCGCUAUGGUCAUUGGCUACGAGCGGAAGCGCGGGAGCUUAGUCCUUAUGGGAAAAUCUUCUAUGGUAAACAAGAAUAUCAACAUGAGGAAGAGGAGAGUGUGCCCGAAACCCCUAUUCCACUGGUCCCUACAACAGAAUAG